CUCGGAGAGGGCCGCUUCCAUCAUCACCACUACCACACCACCACGACCAGUCCACCACCACACCCCAUCACGACCACCUUAUUCUCGCCCAUCUCCACGCUGCCCUUCCCUCUCACUACGACCCUCGCUCCUGGUCUUCAAUGUCUGCUUAGCCGUACGCCAGCAGGUUGUCCUGUCAAUCCUCUUUACCACAACCACUGCUACGACUACCCUUCGCCAGGCUCAGCAUAAAGCUGUUCCUGUCUAUUUGCCAGCGUCUGGACGACCUAAUAUUCAUCAGCCGCCAGCGAUCCCUCUUAUCCUCGGAAAACUAUUGCUCCAUACUCGAUACUGAAACCCGUCGAGUCUUGUCACCGGCUCAAUCGCCCUCCGACACAGCCUGACACAUCGACUUCCGGCUUCGUACGACCUGUAGCGGGCAGUGCUGAAACAGGGGAGAGUUCGGAGGAGCCGCCUCCCAGAAACGCUCUCUUUGUCUACCUGUCCAUAAUACCACCUGCGCCGUAUUAGACGAAAAGAGACGUUGGUAGUGCAAAGGCUGUAUUGGAGCAACGGGCUUGUUCUGCAUUCGAAGCCCACACGCAGCUGUGCUGUGCUGGUUACCUGUGGCAGGACCUCCACCAAAGCGCGCACGCAAGCAGAACGAGCAAGCAAGCAGGACUUCACCACCACCACCACCACCUCUACUACGCACAUCCUACCACCACCACCACGCACCGCGCACCACGCACCACCCCCACCACCACCUGUGCAGCUCUCCUGCUCAUCCUCCUCCUCCUCCUCUCAUCCCACUCCUCACUCCCCCUCGACAGCAAUCAGACGUUGCACUGCACCGCCCACACCUACACGACUCUCUGUACAUUGGCCGUGGCACUGUCCACAUCACACUCCUUUGAGUAAAUUCGACAAGGCAAAUUUUAUCAAUACUCGACUCGCAGGCACGAAACAACCUUGUCGAACCUUAUCAAUACCUUAAUUGAUAAUGGCUCCCUCGCACCGCCCAGACUACAAACUCAACUUGGAGGGACUGCCUCAACUCAAUAUGCAUCAAUCGCGGUCUGCGAGUACGUCGCAGGCCAAUUCACCGAUCGAGGCACCUGCAGGGUCAGGCCUCCGCUAUCCACUUGGUAAUGGUCUAGGAGGAGCUGGCAGCCAGGCAGGAACUGGACGUGCCGGAGCUGGCUCUCCAUCAAAGGAAUACAUUGGAAGUCGCUUGUUUCCGAAACGUGCCCGCGAGAUACAACAGCAAGAAGGCCUGACACCGCAGAUCUGGGGACCACCAACUUCAGGUAGUGGCCACUCUACACCUCUACGAGAAACUAUUCCCGAAUCGCCCAGCAGUGACAGCUUUCCUGACUUCAACGCCGGUCAAGCCACCCCGAAUCCUGCCUCCACGUCGUCCUCGAUUCGCCGUACACGCGCUGGCACUGUGCCUUCACGAUUCCCAGCCAUGUCGACCCCGAAUGGGUCGCAGUCAUCUCCCGGUGUCACAAAAUCGAGCCAAGCAUCACCUUCGUCGUCUUCGUACGGCAAUGGCUCUACAAUGCACGAAGAGACCCAGGCAUCAGCGGGUGCAAGUUCUCGCGGACCACCAGCAAGUAAUGCAGCGCUCCUGUCGCGACUGAGGGCGGGCUCGCUUCCGCAGCGUGCUGGCCUCUUGGGCAACAGUCCCUUUGGCAAUUCUGUCUUCGCAAGUAGCUGGCUGGCGGGACGAGAAAGAGCGAGCACGCUUCAGAGCAUAAGGUCCUCCGAAGGUCCAUCAUCGCCGAAUGGGUCUCCGGCGGAUGGCGACGUGAGAACACUAGACUACCUCGGUCUGGUCGACACGCCCAACCAGGGCAGCCUAUCGCAGAUCAAUAUGGACAUACUCUUGAACCAGCAGCGGCAGAAUGGAGUGUCAAUCGCUGACUUGGCGGCGCUGAAUGCAUACAACAACAAGAACACCGCGAGCCGCUUUCGCUCCUACUCGGUGAAUGCAAAGGAGAAGUACGCCAACAUUGACCAGGAUGAGCUGGACGACUACGAACAAGUGGAACAACAACUCUACGCCAAUGGGACAGUGACACCGAAUUCGGAAAUGACAGCUGCACAUGCAGCCGCCAUACACGAAGCCGUCCGCCAGCACAACAUUGAGGUGCAGGCCUUUGCAAACUAUGCAAGUGUCAACAGGCCAAGAGCUCGUACUGCAGGCGUCUUGGACUCACCAUCAUCCCGAGUGCUCCGGAAUUACAUGCCUACUCCGUCUCGUUUGGACAGUAGCAUCACCGCUGCAGAUCUACAAAGCAACGAUGGCUCGGAAUAUGGCAACCUUGCUGCCGCAGUUCAUAACAUGAAUCUGAACAAACAGGCUUCAUUCGACAACGGCCUCGACUCUGGCAACCUGGAGUCACCGACACGCUCAUUAUGGCUGGGCAACAUUCCGUCUUCAACGACUGUUUCCUCGCUCAAUGUCAUUUUCAGCCAGUUUGGCCCCAUCGAAUUUGCCAGAGUUCUGACCCACAAGAGCUGUGGAUUCGUGAACUUCGAAAACCUGCAAAGCGCCAUCUCGGCGAAAAUCGCAUGCAAUGGGAAGGAAAUCUUUCCAGGCUGCGGCCCGGUCAGGAUCGGAUUUGCGAAGGAGCAGAGCGCCACUAACACGCCUGGCGCAACGGGUGCAUACCCUUCGCCUAGCCCGGAUCCUUUCCUCGCCAAGAAUCGCAACGACAGCGCCGGUGUCAGCACCGCCGCUGCUGGCAAUAUCAAUGCUGAGACAGCAGCCGCAGCGCUGGUCACGCCAGAUCUCCUGGAGCUGCGUGAGGAGAUCGCCGAUAUUGUGCAGCAUUUUGGCGCCUCUCCGGAGGAACAGUCACGUAUCAACCAGAGUUUGGAAGAUGCCAUGGGCUACAAUGGGUACCAGGACGAAAUCCCACCGAUACUGGAGCCGAGCCACAACCGUGUUCACGAUGCGCCACGUCUUCGCGAGAUCAGGAAGCGUAUUGACAACAACAAUGUAUCACCCGCGGAAAUGGAAAACAUCGCCAUGGAGAUGCUGCCCGAGAUCGCCGAGCUGGCGUCCGAUUAUCUCGGAAACACCGUUGUACAGAAGCUCUUCGAAAACAGCUCCGAGGAUACGAAAGAGGCAAUGCUCACGCAACUCGCCCCCCACUUGUCUGAGAUUGGUGUCCACAAGAACGGCACGUGGGCAGCACAGAAGAUCAUCGACGUUGCCCGGACGCAUGCCCAAAUGGUCUUGAUCGUGGACUCGCUUCGCCCCCAUGGUGUCAAUCUGUUCUUGGACCAAUACGGCAAUUAUGUUAUGCAAUGUUGCCUACGCUUCCAGGCGCCGCUCAAUCAAUUCAUCUUCGAUACGGCGCUGAAUAGGCUUUGGGAUGUCGCUCAAGGACGAUUUGGCGCUCGGGCCGUACGUGCGUGCCUCGAAAGCCACUUUGCCACCAACGAUCAGAAGAGGUUGAUGGCUGCUGCCAUUGCAUUACACAGCGUUCAGCUUGCCACCAAUUCGAAUGGUGCACUGCUGCUGACAUGGUUCCUCGACACUUGCACCUAUCCCAAACGCCGAUCUGUACUGGCACCGCGAAUAAUCCCACAUCUCGUCCAUCUGUGCACCCACAAGGUAGCGUACCUUACAGUGCUCAAGGUCAUCAAUCAGCGCAACGAGCCCGAUGCUCGUGACAGCAUUCUCCGAGCCUUAUUCUUCAACGAGCAGACGCUGUUUGACAUCAUCUCCGAUCAGGCAUGUGGAGCCACCUUUGUAUUCAAAGUGCUGACUACACCUUUCCUGGACGAGAAUAUGCGGCCGGAGUGCCUCGAGAACGUCCGAAACGUGCUCACACGUCUCAAAGCGCAGCCGACCCAGGGUUACAAGAGGCUCAUGGACGAAGUCGGAAUGUCCACUCGCCAUGGCGGCACUCCCGUCAGUCAUGAUGGCCGGGGAAACUCGAGAUCUCGGCAGCAAGGCGGCAACCUACCACAUGGUGAGGCGCAGAACGGCUAUCAGCGACCAGCAUAUGCGAAUUCGCAACAUAUUGAUCCUAGCAUGGGUGCUGGACUCCAGCGCACCAUCAGCACGGAGUCGAAUGGGUUCGACCCAUACGCGCAGCAGCAAUACACACACAGCCCCGCCAUGUCCAACUCGGGAAUUGGUCCGAUCAACGUCCAGUACCAGCAAGCGAUGCUCGCUCAAGGUGGCAUGGCUAGGCCUCCUGGCUUCUAUGCCCCUCCUGCUGGCAUGAAUUCGUAUGGCGGUGGUUCACCAGCCCACAUGGUAGAUCCGUACAGACCGAACGUGAGUGCCUCUCCUAUGGUUCCACCUGGAAUGUCGAUGCAGACUGGAUAUCAGCAGCAAGCCUAUGGCAGCCCUAUGCUUGGCAUGCCCGCCACUCUCAAUGGAUACGGCUAUAUGCCUCCACAGCAGUACUUCGUACCACAAGGCCAAAUGCCACAUCCGCAGGGCCAGAUGAACGGCAAUGGCAGGCGGGGGCGCAACAAUAGGAACAACGGACAUGGGAAUGGAUAUGGCCACUAGGCUAUGUCCGCAGUGCUCCUACUGGCUACGUACGACACACUCUCUCGAACUCGAACUCGGCUUCACUCUUGCAUGUAUACCUAGGCCAGCUUGAAACAAGUGACGGGCCAGAAACCGACUAUUUGAUAAUUGCAUUCACCGGUGUUGAUGUAUGACAAAAAGAAAAGGCGUUACUUUUUGCGAUGGCGCGGGAAAGUGGUCUGCUGCUUUGAUGGGUCACGGUAGAGAUGUAUGCUUCUGGUUUGUGUCUGGCACGCAGGCGCAAAGCUCAGUAAAUACAAGACUUCGUGACCGCGAUCGUAUACUUGGUAACAUUCGAUGGAAACCCUCGCAAUGAUGAGGGUGUGUAACGGCAUGUGUGAUCAGUCUAGCGCUUCGAGAAGGACACUUUGAGCGACUAGAAAUAACACUUUCGAGAGGUUCGUUGUAUGCUUAGUUGUAUUUGCAGGUGUUUUGGGUCUGGUGCAGGUCUGGUGCAUGUUGUUGCUUGGGGGAGAGCUUGAGAGGUGGACGAGCGAGAUGCGCGGAGCGAGAGAGGAAGGAGGAGGCAAACGUGGUUGCACAUCGCCAACGCACGUUUAUAACGACUAUCCAAAAUUGUUGUGUAUAAUUCUUGUAAAGCCAAUUGUACUGGUCACCUGAAUCACCUCUCUCUCUUGAAGAUUGCCUUUUAUGACUCUCCCAUAAUGAUGAUGGUGUUGUGCCCGAGUUCGCUUUUCACAAGACUGGAGAUGAGAAGAAACUCCCCGCGGUCUAUGAGGGAGGCGGAUUCAGGUCCAGCCCUUCAACGGUGAGUUUAAAGGCAUCGUUCCGGCUAUAGCUCCCAGCGACAUCAAGAUCGAGCCUCCCACGUUCGCAAUCUUCAAAGUCGACCUCUUGCACCAACAAUCCGCCAUCUUCGACGUCCCAGAGUGGUUCCUGUAACACUUGGCCAAAAGGUCCGAUAAUGCACGAUCCACCACGACAGACAAACUCGUCGUCGUCAUCUUCCUUCUCUCCGCCGUGAGAAUUUCCCAAUGCACCAGCGGCGGAAUUUCCUGCGUUUGUUGCUGUAGUAGAAGAUUGUGAUGCCGCCGCCGCCGCCGGCGUGGGAUUCUUCUUCUUCUCCUGUUUCGAAGAAGGAGGCUGAGAUUCGUGGGUUUCGCUCAGAGAGGGUAAUACUAAUUCGUGUUCGUCUUCUUUUACGAUGAUGGAUCGACGACGGCUAGAGUUUGCUGGUCCUGCUGGCGUGCUCGUCGUCGUCGUCGUCGUCGUCGUCGUAGCGCUUGCUGUUGAGUUCGUCGUCGUCUUCGUCUUCGUUCCCGUAACCCAUUCGGGGAGGUUUUUUCGUUUCUGACAUGAAAUACUGCUCAAUACAAAACAUCUCCCUUCAUUCCCUACAGUUCGCAUGAGUGGAAGCCAAGUAUCUCUUGCAUCGGCAGUAGGAGCCAACCAUAAAUUGACAUUUUGACUAUACAGGCUGUAUCGCAGCAACGGCAUCAUAUUUUCCCAGCAAAUCGCCGCCGCCAUGACGACUCGGACGUUCCGGAUGGUGGUCGUGAUGGCUUUCAACGUCGCAGGUGAGCCUUGUCCCCACACUAAUCUUUCCGAACCCGUCGGCAUCACUUUGCGCCUUUUCCCUAUUACUCCCCGUCGAGGACAGACGUAGACUACUGCACAAUAUAGUGUUCCACCACUCUUCUCCACCACUCCCGUCACCACAAACACGCCCGUCUCUCGCGCCACCUGCUCCAAGAAUUCUCGUGUCCCAUCUCCUCGACACUCUUUUCCCUCUGCUAUGGGCAAAUUUUUCUUCUGAAUCCAAUCUUCGCCUGCUCCCGUGGGUGUAUCUCCUAAAUCUACGCAGCUGUGAAAGUAUUGGAGGAAUUGCUCUCGACCUGCUUCGCUGCGCGAUCCGACGGUGGCUCCGAAGGCUGCGGUGCGAGGAUAUCCGCCUAAAAAGGCUUCGGGGAAGAGGAUGAGAUCGACGUUUUGGCUUGCUGCGAGUCGUGUUGUGGAGGCGAGGGAGGAGAGGGUGGAGGAGAGGGUGGAGAGGGUGCGGGAUUGGGAGACUGCGAGAGUCAGUUUUUGAGGCAUGGCUUGGCUUGAAUUUCUUCUUCUUCU
Molecule: messenger RNA, 6625 nt
Organism: Sphaerulina musiva SO2202
Lineage: Eukaryota; Fungi; Ascomycota; Dothideomycetes; Mycosphaerellales; Mycosphaerellaceae
Exons: 2
Coding region: 983-4522 (1179 amino acids)
Molecular function (GO): RNA binding
Source: RefSeq, a predicted model, not a curated record